Plasmodium cynomolgi strain B is the source of this 639-nucleotide messenger RNA. RefSeq names its product 50S ribosomal protein L18. Gene Ontology annotation, biological process: translation. Gene Ontology annotation, molecular function: structural constituent of ribosome; 5S rRNA binding. The transcript has 2 exons. NCBI's taxonomy places the organism in Eukaryota, Apicomplexa, Aconoidasida, Haemosporida, Plasmodiidae. Bases 1 to 639 code for a protein of 212 amino acids. Gene Ontology annotation, cellular component: ribosome. The record is from RefSeq and is a predicted model, not a curated record.
AUGAACGCUCCCGCUCUCCUCGUCCCCCUCCUUUUACUUUACCUCGACGUAUUGCACAGCUUUGCAACCAACAGGGCGGUCUUUCCAAGGAAUCCAUUCUCGUUGUUCUCGUCACCCAACAGAAAGAAAGCCGCACCUGAACAGCUCCCCCAGGGGAAGGUUAAGAAAUUGAAGGAGAAAAAGAAGAAAAAAAAAAAUAGCGCCCUGGAAAGGCUGCUCCGCGAGCAUGCGGAGAAGGUGGAGAAGGUGGAAAAGAGAGACGUGUCGGACAACCCUAGUGUAGACGUCGACAAGGAAAUCCUUCAGGGGAAGAGAAUACCAAGGCUAAGAAUUAAAAACACAAAUAAUCAUAUUUAUGCGACAGUAGUGGAUGACUACAGGAGACAUAUACUCUGCUUUUCUUGCUCGAGAGACCCAAAUUUAUCACAUGUGCUAGGCACGUACAGAAAUAAGACAACCAAUAGAGUUGUGAAUAAUGGGAGGACUAUUAAAUCUGGGUGGGAAAUUGGGAAGGACAUCGCAAGGAAGGCCUUAAAUAAAGGCAUUUUUAAGGUAAGAUUUGAUAGGGGGAAGUUCAAGUAUGCCGGGAAGGUGGAGGCGUUAGCUGAGGGGGCCCGCGCCGUGGGGUUGCUGCUGUGA